Molecule: messenger RNA, 2850 nt
Organism: Ceratosolen solmsi marchali
Lineage: Eukaryota; Metazoa; Arthropoda; Insecta; Hymenoptera; Agaonidae
Product: sodium- and chloride-dependent glycine transporter 1
Exons: 10
Coding region: 290-2392 (700 amino acids)
Biological process (GO): sodium ion transmembrane transport; amino acid transport; nitrogen compound transport
Cellular component (GO): plasma membrane
Molecular function (GO): glycine:sodium symporter activity
Source: RefSeq, a predicted model, not a curated record
GGGUGACAAGAGAGAUAUCGUCGCGAGCAUCACCGAAGGCAACGAGGCGCGCAAAAUCGGACUCGGGCUCGAGCCUAUGGAGGUGCCCGCGGAGUGCGGCGCGUCGAGGUCAGCUGGCGUCGGGCCGUCGCGGCGUCGACGGCGUCGCCUCGUAGUGGCUUGAGCGCGCAAGCAUGUGCGGUGAGUACGGGGAGCUCGGGGCAUCCUCGGCGUCGGCGGCCCGCCGUGAGGAGGCCAAUCACGGCCUUAAAAACUGCGCUCCAGCACGGGACCUCAGCACGGAAUAAGGAUGGAGGACACGGCCACGCGGAUGCGCCCCUACCUCGACUGCUGGGACAACGAGGACAAGUACUCGGUGGCCAACAGCCAGGCUCCUCUUCAGGGUGGCGAGGAAGAGCAUCCAGAGCGCGGCACCUGGUCGGGCAAAUUCGACUUUCUUCUCUCGCUCCUUGGCUACAGCGUCGGCCUUGGCAAUGUAUGGAGGUUUCCGUACCUCUGCUACUCGAAUGGUGGUGGUGCCUUUCUCAUUCCUUUUACGGUUAUGCUUAUUAUUGCCGGGCUGCCUUUGAUGUUUAUGGAAUUGUCGCUCGGUCAGUACGCAAGCCUGGGACCGGUGGCGGCUUAUAAAAGAUUCUGCCCAUUGUUACGUGGACUUGGCUAUGGUAUGGUGCUCGUCAGUUCUGUUGUCAUGCUCUACUACAACCUCAUCAUCGCGUGGACGCUCUUUUACAUGUUCGCUUCGGUCGCAGGCGGGGGCGAUUUACCGUGGAGCAGGUGCGAGGAGGAAUGGAGUACCAAGGAGUGUUUUAUGCCGGAAGCAGCAUUGGUCUGCUCGAGCCAGAAUAUGACGUACUUUAAGAGAGAAUGUCUGAACUCUAGCCAAUUAGCGGCGAUCAAUUUCUCUGCAGAAAAUUUUACAACCGUCAUACGGAAGCCUCCCGCUGAAGAGUAUUUCAAUAAUCAUGUGUUGCGUCUAAGUCAGGGAAUUGAAGAAACUGGUACAAUAAGCCCAAAAAUGGCUGGCUGCCUUCUACUGGCUUGGAUCAUUGUUUUUCUUUGUCUAAGCAAAGGAGUACAAAGCUCGGGAAAAGUCGUCUACUUUACCGCUCUUUUCCCUUAUGUGGUUUUGAUCGCCCUGUUCGUGCGCGGCAUAAUGCUACCAGGCGCCGACGAGGGCAUCCUCUUUUACCUGACACCAGACUGGAAGCGACUGGCCUCGGCGAAGGUCUGGGGCGACGCCGCCGUGCAGAUCUUCUUUGCAUUGAGUCCGGCCUGGGGCGGCCUUAUAACUCUCAGCUCUUACAACAAGUUCACCAACAACUGUUACAAGGACUCGUUGAUCGUCGCCGUCAGCAAUAUCGGCACCUCGUUUUUCGCUGGCUUAGUCAUAUUCUCGGUCAUCGGUUUUCUUGCCCACGAGCUCGACGUGCCCGUCGCCUCGGUCGUCGAUCAGGGCGCCGGACUCGCUUUCAUCGUUUAUCCGGAGGUGGUGUCGAGGCUACCCGUGGCGCCGGUUUGGUCUCUCCUCUUCUUCGUCAUGUUACUGACUCUCGGCCUGGACUCGCAAUUCGCACUCAUGGAAACCGUCACCACCGCCAUCCUCGACGGCAUCCCAGCACUGAGGCAUUAUAAGCUCUGGAUCGUACUUGCCUGCGCGAUUUUUGGAUACGGCGGUGGUCUUAUAUUCACCACUAACGCUGGCAUGUAUUGGCUCCAACUGAUGGACAAAUAUGCAGCGAACUGGUCGGUCUUGCUGAUCGCUAUAAGCGAGUGUAUUCUUGUCGCCUGGGUUUACGGAGCUGACCGUUUCCUGGACGACGUUCAGCAAAUGAUUGGCGUGCGCAGCCGCUGCUGGAGGUUCUUCUGGACAUGGAUGUGGAAGGUCGUAACGCCGGCCACCCUCUUUUUCAUCCUCUUCUUCAACUGGGUGGAGUACGAGCCGCUGAAGUACGGCACCUACGUCUAUCCCAAAUGGGCCGACAUCGUUGGUUGGGUCGUUGGAUUAGUGCCAGUCCUCGUUAUCAUCGGUCUCGCUAUCAGCCAGCUGCGGGUCGGGAAGCGCAGGCGCACCGACUACGUCGACGAGGACGAGGACGACGAGCUGCGGGGUACCGGUCGCGACGGCCUCUGGAGCAGGGCGCGCAAGCUCCUGCAGCCGAGCUCCGACUGGGGUCCAGCCUCCCGCACCCCCUUCACGUCCUGCAGGACCCUACCCCACACGCCAUCACCAGGGCCCCAGUGCGGCUACGACGCGAUAGUGCGGGACACGAUCGUUCUGGUGAAUGGGCAGCCGAUGACGGUCCAGGGUGCUACGGCCUCGCAGAAGCUGCCUGGGCCCUCGAUACUUAAGAACUCGAGCAAGACGGACCUCAUCACCUCGCAGCAGGUCUGACGAGAGGCUACCGUCGAGCUCGACUAUCCCUCCGAUAGUUGUGCCUACUCCACCUUCAAGUUCUGAAUAUCUGAAUUUUCCGCUUUCCGCUCGUCGGUUGCCGAGGCCUUGCGCGCCUGCGCGACUGCCCGCGAGUCUUCCUUCCUAUUUCUCUUCCUCUCCACCCACUCUCACGUUCCCCAUUUUUUAAUCGAAGCAUGCAGCGACGUUCUUUUGCGCGCCUCUGCGUGGUCUGCCGCGCGCCCGUAUACGUUUGCCUACCUCGGUUCCCCACCCCCACCGACGUCGCCAGUUUGCACGCUAGCUGUGAUUUUAUUUUCGUUCGUAUAUUUGGAAAACUUGUGACGCGCGUGAGGGACGCCUGGAAUGCGCGACCGUUCGUGGAAUAGCUUGAUUACGCUUAAAAUACGAAGCUUUUCGUUUCAGUUUCGGCGGCGUGCAUUCGGUGUCGUAUUUUU